Messenger RNA from Oxyura jamaicensis (ruddy duck), 3134 nucleotides. It is a transcript of the gene SLC22A15, whose product is annotated as solute carrier family 22 member 15. The transcript has 12 exons. NCBI's taxonomy places the organism in Eukaryota, Metazoa, Chordata, Aves, Anseriformes, Anatidae. Gene Ontology annotation, cellular component: membrane. Gene Ontology annotation, molecular function: transmembrane transporter activity. Bases 67 to 1707 code for a protein of 546 amino acids. Gene Ontology annotation, biological process: transmembrane transport. The record is from RefSeq and is a predicted model, not a curated record.
CCUCCUGCUCCUCCUCCUGCUGCCGCCGCUGCCGCUGCCGGCCCCGGCCGGGCUCUGCGCGGCGGGAUGGAGGUGGAGGAGGCGUUCCCGCUGGUGGGGCAGAUGGGUCCCUACCAGGUGUACCUGUGUGUCCUGCUGGCCGUGCUCCUGCAGCUCUACGUGGCCACUGAAGCCAUCCUCAUUGCACUGGUGGGGGCAACUCCUCCUUACCACUGGGAUCUCGAAGAGCUCUCAGCUAACCAGAGCCAUAGCAACCAGUCAGCGAGCGAGCAGAGGGCCUUUGGGGAAUGGCUCCUGACUGCCAAUGGCAGCGAGGUUCACAAGCACGUACACUUCAGCAGCAGCUUCACAUCAAUAGUCUCCGAGUGGUUUUUAAUUGGCAACACAUCGUACAAAGUCAGUGCUGCCAGUUCUUUCUACUUCAGUGGUGUGUUUGUUGGAGCAAUUUCCUUUGGCCAGCUCUCAGACCGCUUUGGGAGGAAGAAGGUCUAUCUCACAGGUUUUGCCCUUGACAUCUUGUUUGCCAUUGCAAAUGGAUUCUCACCCUCAUAUGAAUUCUUUGCCAUGUCUCGAUUCUUGGUAGGGGUGAUGAAUGGUGGGAUGUCGCUGGUGGCCUUUGUUCUUCUGAAUGAGUGUGUGGGUACUGCAUACUGGGCAUUAGCAGGAUCUAUUGGUGGCUUGUUCUUUGCUGUGGGAAUUGCCCAGUAUGCUUUAUUAGGGUACUUCAUUCGAUCCUGGAGGACUCUGGCUGUUGUGGUUAACCUGGAAGGAACAGUAGUCUUUCUUCUCUCUCUAUUCAUUCCAGAGUCCCCCCGCUGGCUAUACUCGCAAGGCCGGCUGAAUGAAGCAGAAGAUGCCCUCUACCUCAUUGCAAAGAAGAACCGCAAGCAGAAGUACACUUUUUCAUUAAAACUCCCAGCAGAGAGAAGCCCCAGAGAGGCUGGCAGUUUCUUGGAUCUGUUCCGAUACAGGAUUCUCUUGGGACGCACGUUGAUCAUGAUGUUCACCUGGUUUGUGUGCAGCUUGGUUUACUAUGGUCUUACGCUUAAUGUAGGUGACUUAGGUGGAAGUAUUUAUGCCAAUUUAGCCCUUUCAGGGUUGAUAGAAAUCCCAGCGUACCCAAUCUGUAUUUACUUGAUUAACCAAAAAUGGUUUGGUCGAAAGCGAACGUUGAGUGCAUUUCUGUUCCUGGGAGGAUUGGCUUGUCUUAUUGUCAUGUUUCUUCCUAAAAAGAAAGAGACUGGAGUGUUUGCAGUGAUGAACAGUCGUUCUCUUUCUUUGUUGGGAAAAUUGACAAUCAGUGCUGCAUUUAACAUUGUCUAUAUCUACACAUCAGAACUUUAUCCCACAGUGAUCAGGAAUGUUGGAAUGGGUGCCUGCUCCAUGUUUUCCCGUGUUGGUGGAAUCAUUGCUCCUUUUGUCCCUUCAUUGAAAUCUGUACAGUGGUCUCUGCCUUACAUUGUAUUUGGAGCAACUGGUCUUUUGUCUGGGCUCCUAAGUUUAUUGUUGCCAGAAACCUUAAACAGCCCUUUGCUAGAAACAAUUUCAGACCUGCAGGUGUGCUCGUACUGGAGGCUGGGGGAUGAAGCCAUGUCAUUGCAAGCCCUAGAUGGCUCACAGUCUGGAGACAAGGACAAUUCUGCAGGAAGUGGAAGUGAAGAUGAGGAGUUUUAUGAUGCUGAUGAAGAGACCCAUAUGAUCAAGUAAUGAAAAGAAGAAACACUGACCUGUUUUCAUACCUUUUCUUACUUGUCCAGUCAGUCCAGCUCUAAGACGAGAGUUCUGGGGACCAUCUGUCAGGGAAUGUAACUGGGCAAAUGCCUUUGUCUUUCCUGAUUAGGAGGAGAGCUUGAGUACUGUUCAGAUUAAUUACACCACUGAUACUCUUCAUACGAGACAGCCAUUCAAAUUCUUGUAGGCCAGAUUAAGAAUGCAAAGUUCACAUUUGAAGCCAGGUGGGAGAGCAAGGAAGGAUGAUGCAUUUCUGAAGCCUAGGAAAUUAUCCACUGUUUGGGCAGAUCAUCAGCGUAUACGUUUUCUUUUCAAGGCGAUUGGUUUUGAGUCAGCAUAAAUUGACAAAUUUGAAAACGUCUACUGUUUUACUUUGGUAGAGUGAAAGGGGUCACACUGUGCUGUGUGCUACCCCAGUGGGAGCAAACUCUAGAAAUUUUAUGUUAAAAUGGGUUCCACAUAUUGAGUUGUGGAGAGGCAACUGUGAACAUACGGUUUCUCUUUCUGUACACCAACACCUGUACAGAGUUACAGGGUGCAGCUGGUUAGUCAUGAUCUGUGUGUGAACUUUGUGAUGAUGGAAGGCUGGGAGAAGGGACUUCUGGAAAGAACAGCCACAAAGUCUACAGACAUAUAGGAUGUUGCUGGUUUCUCUCACCUGUUAAUCCACCAAACAUUUUCUUGGGCUGUCUUAUGCAUAAAUUUGCCACAUGUUCCUCACAUCUUAAAACUGCUGUUCCAUAGCUUUGCCUACUUUAACGUUAUCCUCACUUUGCCAUAAAUACUGAAGCUCAGCAACUUGUGUGCCUGUUCAGUGAAGUAAAUCUGCUAAAGGAUAUAAUUUCAAGAAUGGGACACAGGUGAGGUGUUUAUCACAUACUGUGUAGUGUGAGGUGUGUGUUAGAAUAUGUAGCUCAUUUAUGUGGACCAGUUUGUGUUUUUAUUUCUGGAAGAAACUCAACUCUGAGAAACUGUGGGCUGCUAUUACAUUUUGUAGGAUUAUUGCCAGGAAGCUGCUAGAAUCUAUUUAAAACUAUUGUGUUAGAUAAAGUUUUUAAACUCUUUAAGCCAGCAUUUACUUGAUUACCUGACCUUGUUGAGGAAGACAACUUCAUUCUCCUGUUUACACUGAGCUUCUUUGUUAGAAGGAACAAAGGAAAUGUUGUGACUACAACAGUGACAACAGUGAGGCCUUAGGAAGGUUCAGCUUUCUUGAUUACGUUAUCAUCUUCAUUCUCUAACCUGUGGCUUGCUAUUUAUUAAGACUGGUUUCCUUAAAAUGUUUGAUAGCUUUUAUACUUGGAGUUCCUAGCAAAGUGCCUGCUACAUAGUGACUGCAAGUAGUUUCCAGCCUUACUGACCAUUUCUGUGAGAGCUGGAUUUAAAAGAAAAAAAAAACAACA